CCCUCUGUACAUAAUAUGACUCGUGAGAAUAAAUUCUUAGUUAACCUCACUAAUAUCACGAGGUUGAAUGGUAGUGUGGCAGACAUGACUACUAGCCUGAUGAUCAUCACAUAUGGGAUACAGAAUGAGACAAGCAUUAACUGUCUAGUGGCUAAAGGAGGCUCUGUGUUUCACUCGUCCUCAACACUAUAUUUUGCAGGUAUACCUAGUGCUAAGGCACCAUCAAUCAAACAUCAAGAGAGGGAGACAUAAUAUUUCACAGCAUUACUAGAGCUGGAAUUCCAGUCGCUUGAUAGUUUCAGGAAAGCAUCCUUUAUAUUGGGUAGUGAGCUGUGGGAGGAUAAAUUUGGUUCUUUGCUUCUCCUUGUUAAAGGUUUUAUUUCGGAUGUUUGGGAGCUAGGUUAUAUGGCGAUAAUCCCAGCGUACAACAGACCCAGUCUCAGAUUGCGUCUGGAGAGCUGCAGGAUGUCACUGGUGGAAGGGGUGAGUUGAGGUGUCUAGGAGGUGAGACAGACACCUCAUGUUCAUAUGGUGUA
Messenger RNA from Geodia barretti, 536 nucleotides. The record is from the annotation of a GenBank genome assembly. Lineage: Eukaryota; Metazoa; Porifera; Demospongiae; Tetractinellida; Geodiidae.